Molecule: messenger RNA, 1191 nt
Organism: Opisthocomus hoazin
Lineage: Eukaryota; Metazoa; Chordata; Aves; Opisthocomiformes; Opisthocomidae
Source: RefSeq, a predicted model, not a curated record
AUGUUGAGUCAUAUCAGUAAUUUGCUGGCUUAUCCCCACGGUGGUCUCACAGGGUCCCUGGUCACGCUUUCGUGCCUUUCCCACCGGGUCGUGUGCCAAGUGAUCAGCAACGCUGACCCAUCUGACUCCGUCCGGGACAAUGGGACGUUGGAUGACUUCUGGGUAAAUCGGCUGGAAAGCAGUUAUGGAUUCUGGAUUGGCCUGGGCUUGGCUGUCUUCUCCAGCUUCCUCAUCGGAAGCAGCGUCAUCCUCAUGGAGCUGGGAGGCACCAGGGCAGGAGAUGGAGGCCAUGGCUACCUGAAGGACUGGUUCUGGUGGGCUGGCUUGUUAACCAUGGGUGGAGGGGAAGCUGCCAACUUCGCCGCCUAUGCCUUUGCUCCUGCAACUAUAGUCACGCCACUGGGAGCUCUGAGUGUGCUCAUAAGUGCCAUCCUGUCUUCGUAUUUGCUUGGAGAACGGCUCAACCUGCUGGGAAAGCUGGGCUGCAUGCUCAGCCUCGUGGGCAGCACCGUGAUGGUGAUACAUGCCCCAGAGGAUGAGGAGGUCACCACUCUGGAUGAACUGUUGUCUAAGUUGAAAGAGCCAGGUUUCCUUGCUUAUGCUGCGAUCCUCUUGGCUGUCUGCCUCCUCCUGAUCUUCUACCUCGCACCCCGCUAUGGCCAGAGCAACAUUCUCAUCUACCUCACCAUCUGCUCCGUUAUUGGUGCCUUCUCCGUGUCCUCGGUCAAGGGCCUGGGUAUUGCCAUCAAGGGCUUCUUUGCUGGCCAGCCUGUGCUGCAGCACCCAUUGACGUGGAUCCUAGUCAUUACGCUGGUGGCAUCCAUCACUACACAGAUUAACUACCUCAAUAAGUCUCUAGACAUUUUUAACACCUCUUUGGUGUUUCCCAUUUACUAUGUGCUGUUCACCACCAUUGUCAUCACAACUUCCAUCAUCCUCUUUAAGGAGUGGGUCACCAUGACUGUAGUGGACAUCAUUGGGACAGUUUGUGGCUUCCUCACCAUCAUUUUGGGGGUGUUUUUACUUCAUGCCUUCAAAGACAUGGACGUAAGUUUAGAGAAUCUACCACAAGUCCUCCAGGGUGGACAGCAAGCACCAGCCACCCAAGAUGACAAGAACAUCCUGAUAGAGGUGGACAACUCCAGCAUCGCCCCAGAGGAUAAACCCAAAGUAUUCGUGAUUUACACCUAG